AUGCGCCGCGGCUUGGUUUCGUCUUCUGAGGGUAUUUUUGAGGGCUUGCGUUCCAGGAACAUGGUCUUCUCCGCGGCAGAUCGAAAUCGAGGUCGUGGCCAUCCUGACGGAAGAGCAAACCUUUCUUUACUGAUCUGCGCCUGGGUGUUUUGCUUUUCUCCAGCGCGCUUCGGCAGCGGCACGCAGGUCCUCGUGCACCACCAAGCGUCUGCCGUGCACAUCAGAACAACGCUCAAGAAGGGCUCGGCGGGGGCACUGCAAGUACGACAACAAAGCUCCGUCCCUGUAGUUGAUCCCGGCGCCCGUAUUUCACCUGGUCAUUCUGGUGCGGUGAUCAAGCAGAAAGCCAAUCGUACAAGGACCCGGCAUACACUUCCGAACAACGCACUCCCUUUCUCGGUGAAGGAUUUUUGCAGCAUCGACGACCACGUGAAAGAAACAGAAAGUAGCGAGCACUCUUUCCACUUCCUCCUCCAGCACGACAGCGCGACCACGAACGCAGACACAGUCGGUGCUUCCUCAAGUGGUGCAGAUGACUCACCGGAGGGCCUGCUAGUAGCAGAGGAAGAUCUGAGCAAGAACUACCUUUCUUCCGGAGUUAAAAAACCCGCGCCCUGGCCGGCGAAUUUCCACGCUAAUGCGGUGAAGUUUCCCGUGCAGUGCGAACAGCCGGAUUGGUUAUUGCGGAAGGACCAGUUGGUGUUGCCUGUGAACAGCGAGAACGAAAAAAAAACGAAAACGAAAGCAGGCAUUUCAGCUACAAUGGUGCUGACGAUGUUUCUGGGACCGAACGCGCCACAAGAUUGGAAAAACCCAUCGGAUAAUACCCCAGCGGAAUGGCUUCGAGCGCUCUUCGCCGCGAACGUGCAGGUGCUCCGCCAGUUUGGCCACGGGCUGAUCUUACGGACGAAGUUUACGCCAGAUGAAUACGAUGGCAAGACGAGCCUGAAGAAGUGGGAGGUCGAGAGCGAACAGUGUCGCGGGAAAUCUGCAGAAGACUGCGUAAAGGAGUUCGAGCGGACGAAUUCGCUGUUUGAAAAGCAACUGAUGGUCGCGGAUUACCUGAACUUGCGAAGUAAAGGAGAUAGCAGUCCAGCUCUAGCAGGAGGUGGAACCGCAGCAGGACGAGAGGAUCAGGCACGGUACCUGUUUACGCACGUGUUUUCCCUUGACGCCGAUGCUGCUCUGGUGAGUACCGCAAUCGACUCAAUAGGUCUGGCGGCGUGGAAUCUAGCAGAGGCAAGAAAAGACGUUUUCGGGGCCAACGAGGACUGGCAGGAGCAAGAGAACAAAGGAAGCUGGGACCCGAACCAAUUCUGCCAUGCUGUUAAUACCGGGUUUCUACUCGCUUCGAACACGCCUUUCACCCGAACUCUUUUCAAGGACGUGUUUGAGGCGCACAAAAACGGCCCAAACGCCAAGGCCUGGAAAACCGCGGGACUGAGCAGUGUGGCGUGUACUAGCAAUGAUCAGGUGUGCUUGCAGAACACGGUUCCCACAUUGCGGCAGCAUUUUCUCGUGACGAGUGGCCAGUUCUGGAACCGCGCGCGGUUUGACAUCGAUAAAGCCGCGCCCGCGGUAAACAAAGUAGAAACGGGCGGGGAUGGCCGCCACGGGGAUGAAACAACGACGACCCACGUCGUGCACUACAUGAACGCGGAUGGGAGGAUGGACAUUGCCGCUGAGGACUUCUGCCAGCCGGGAUUCUUAGUAAAGCCGCUCGAGGAGGAAACGCGAGCUGCCUUAGGGGUGUGCAGAAGUAUCACGGCAAAAAAGGAGCCGGGGGGGAAUUUUAAGGAGGAUGAUGACCGGCAGCUACCGCAGUCGUGUACUUCCAUUGCGCUAACAAGGAAGACUUCCAGCACCUCUUUCGUGUACCGACGCCAGGAUGACGAUGAACAGGCGACUGCGUCCGCGGCCGGUCUGCUGUCGACCACAGGGACGAUGGAGAGAGGAGGCGCAGAGAAGGCAAAAAAAAAUGAUUUGUCACUGCGCAUCUCGACUGGUCAAGCCGGAGAAGGGACAUUAUCUUCAUCACAUGAAAGCGAAGAGAAAUCCACCACAGCCGAUCUAAAAGUGCGCAUUAUGAAGACCAACCCAGCUGCCUUGUUGCCUUUUUUCACAUCUUCUUCUGUCAGUCGGUUUCUCUCCCCGCCGCCCUUCUGCGAGGGCUGCUGCGUCGGGCCGGCCUCCGAGGCGCCGCCAGGCGCCACCGUCUACGGGCAUCUUACCUACCAUUCCCGGUGCCUCGACGUACAUAAAUGCGCUGCGGCGAAUGCGAAUCGCGCGGGAAAAACAGAGGACGAAAACAACCGCCCGCGCAGAUAUACUUUCGUACUCACACACAGUGGCGAUAUGCCGGCGCCGGAGGGAAAGUCAACAGCUUGGGUCGAGGAGAUGUUUCCCAACCUGCGCAGCAUGGAACUAGCCCGCCUUGGUGUCAUGCGCAAAGCGAACAAGAACACACAAAUCGACAUCCUGCUCUAUGUCGCGCUCCCACGCUACCAGCCGGAAAAAUCUGCAGAGUGGUGGAACCGGCACACGUCCUACAUGCAGACGGAGCUGCAGCGAGUCGCGCCGAGCCUGGUGGUGAAAAAAGUUCCCUUUGGCGUACCAGCGAAUGCGAAAUCCGAUUAUAACAAAGGGUGUGAGAAGGACUUCAUCCGGUUGAACAGCUUCGGAGAAACCAGCUACGACGCGAUCGCCUACUACGAUCGCGACGUCGAGCUCCAGGACACGUCCGGGGACAACUUGCUUGCGCUCUUCCAAUGCGUGGCGGAGCAAGACGUAUUCCUCACGACGACAGGUGGGUUAAACGAGCCGGUUAAUGUCGGUUUUUUUGCGCUGAAACCGAGACAGAAACUGCUGGAUCUGGCAUUGGAAUUUUCCAAACUCGCCGACUACAACGAACAAACUGGCUGGGCAAACAGCGGUUGGAGCCCGCAGGACGACCAGGGGCACGCGCCAACGCAGAAGGGGCACCAGUUGCUCGAGUCGACAAGGGUGGACCUCCGGAAGAGCAGCAACAAAAAGGCAUCUCUAUCAGUGACCUCAGCUACAGCUUCGUCAGGGCACCAGAUAAAGAUGAAGAACGGUAGAAGUUCCCGCUAUUUUGUCGACGCAGAAUGCGGUCAGGGAUACUUCCUCACCCUGUUUCUGCAUUUGCAAAACCCCACCGUGCAACAAGCGUAUCAGAGAGCAAAUGUACCCCUUGGGGACGUGAAGUUUCUCUCGCUUGACCGCUGUCAGUGGAAUUACCAGACCGGCUGGUUCGGCAUCUGCGACAAGAUGCAAAAAAAUGCCGCUUGCGACCGGAUUAUCGCGCACCACAAGCCUGGGCCGGACGUCUACGCCGCGGGGGAUGACGUCGCAAAGCCGAACAAAAAUGGUGAGUGCUUGAAGCGCGGACACCGGCGGCUGGAAGCCGAGGUGACAGCCCGUAGCGAGGGGCCCGGACGAGGAUCUUCAAAACAUAUCUUCUUUGCGGUCACGACUGGUGGAAAGAAGGACGCCGGGUCGUGGGGAAAAGGUAGUGCCGCAACCUCUAUCAUGUCGUCGAGCUCUACGUGGUCCACCACCUCCAACAAAUUAUUGCAUUCCCAGUUUCAAGACGUGAAGAACAUGGACGCGUUAGCUGACGCAGCUGCUGUUGCGGCGCCAAGAUUAAGCUCCUUCUCAUCCGCUCGCGGCAAAGGUGGAGAUGAAAACGACUUUUCCGAUUCGCUGACCAACAGCAGGAGCCCCAGCAGUGUGGGCUUGCUGGAAGAAGGCAGGGAAAAAACCAAAAAGAAGAGAAGACUGAACGUGUUUUACUACGUCGACGACCCGGACAAGCCGGACACAAAAAAGCACUUUCUUCGCUCCUUUCCUCUAAACGUGGAAACCUGGCUUCUGUACCUGCAAUCGGAGACGGUCGAACCCCGCGUCAUUCAAAUUACCGACGCUACCGUAAAGAACUGGGUCCCGGACAUGCCGCAAGAAUUUUUCCGGCUUCCCUACCCUGCUGCGAAAUCGGACUUGGUGAGGUACGGUUUACUUUACCACCAGGGCGGGAUCUACCUGGAUGGCGACUUCGUGCUACAGCGCCCGUUGCAUGGCAACAUCUUGGAGGCACUGGCAGCAGGGCGGGAAGAAUUUGCAUUGCAAGAACAGUCCCUGUUUUUACAGACGAAACAGGACGAGGACGCAAUUCCUCCCGUCUGGAAGAAUUUUCUCACAAAGAAAAUCCGCAAGGAACAGGAUAAGAAAGCUGAAGGUCGAAGAAAAAAGCCCCAGCACCUCAAGAACGAAGAACUCGAAGCGGCCCGCCGAGCGAAACAGAAACCGGCGGGGCCGAGAAAAGCAUAUCAAAAAAGUAAACAUGCGAUGGAGCUGGAGGAGAACGAGAAUGCAGGAACACACAAGAGUUCCGUAGAGAAAAAAGAACAUCAAAGUGAAAGAGCUGGAAAAGCAAAAAAGAAGAAAGCCGCAAGUAUUAAUAAAAAGCAAGGGAAGAAGUGGACCGGAAGUCCGUUACCGUUUCCCAUCGAGCUCUUCGCCUACGAGUAUGACAAUCAGUACUGCAGAGGGCGUGCGGCUACGCUGUGCAUGCAAACGUAAUAUCGUAGUCGUAUACAUACUAGUGGGAGCAGUAUGUUUCUUUGCAACCUUGCUGCGUGGGCCGCUGUGUGAUUUGGUCUUCCCUGAGUCGACGUGAGACGUCGUUAUUAGUAGGCCUAGAGAAGGCAAAGAGUAAGAGACGAACUUAUCGUAGAUCUCCUAUCAUGUUAUGCAAUUUUCUACGAUCGCACGUUUGGGUUUGCAAUGCAUAGCGGCGCCGGAGUCUUCUAGUGGGAAAGAGUACCCGCCAUCGUAUUCCUCCAACUUUCAAGGUGCGACGCGGUACAGCAUGUGGAUGAAGCGCGUUUUUAUCGUGAUGGAAAACUGUUACUGUUACACACUGUGCUGCAGGCUGACAAGCAAGACAUAUAACCUUUGCGAUGCCGAUGAACAGGCUUGCGACCUUCUUUUCAUGCGUGAAUUCCCUUCUGAUCUACGCUUCCGCAUCGCAAUUUUUCUGUGUCAUGCAGAGCAACUUUGUGUUGCUGUGUUGCUGGAGUUGCAGCAAAAGUUAAAGUUUUUAAUUGUAUCAUAGUUCUUUUUUCCUUCGAUAGUGUGGUAUGAGAGUGCACUACACCUCCCCCUUUCCCCUCAUUUGACAUGCAGCAGAAAUUGAUAUCUCACAUACUUGCGGAAACCGAAACUGCAGGUGCAGAAAUGUUCAUGUUGCGUGUUCAUGUUCUUACUUUUGUCCGAUUGCGCUCCUUCAAAUCAAUGAGACGCGGGGUGAAGCUGUAGUUGUGCACCUUCAUACCCGGGAUCUGCAGAGGAAAGCGCUGAACAACCCCUGCGAGGAGCCGGACAAGAAGGGCAACGACAUUUGUUGCUCCGGCAAAGACAAGACAAAGGAGUGUCACAUCGCGUGGGGGGCGCUGGGGGAGGGGAUCGCGACCGGCAGUCACGAGCACAUCGGGCCGAAGCUUUCCUUGACCGCCGCGGGGGAGGAAGUUUUGAAGCAAUUCGAAAUUCCGCCGGAAGUCGCUACUGACCCGCUACGGAUACUGAUUGCCAAGAACGUGGUGAUAUCCACUGUAAAAACGUCUCCACCUGUACCCCGCAUUUAUUGUCACGCAAAACCUCCUGCUGCAAGAUGCCGAAAAUGUAAGUAACUAUGUCCGAUGCAGCGCAGCCACCACAUGAGAAGCGUUUUUUAAUCCAGUGUGGGGGUUGGGUUUGACGUGCUAGAGCGAGGAUCUGGAGGUGCUCGAUUUGUGAAUGUGCAAGGGCGCUAGCUAGACACGGCUACUUACUUCAAGUUCAGUUGUUUGUUUGUCUUUGUGUAAGCAGCAAAAUCUUGACUCGUCUGGGGUGGGAAAGUUUUUUCACACGAUCAUACACGAAGAAGGGGAGCAACGACCCGGCGACUGGUUGCCAAAGCGAAGAAGAUAAAAUAGAUGGCGGAGGUGAUGCCAAAGAAGAAGAACCCACUCUGUUAGUUUCGGCGUUGGGAAAGAAAUCCACAUACCUAUCCUCCACCCCAGUUACUGAGAAGCUGACACAAUACCUGACAACCAAUACCGGGCUGCCCGGAGAACCAGCAACAGGCGGUGGCGCAUCAGGUGAAGAGAAGCACCACGACGGUGGAACAAAACUCGAGGGGAUCGUUGCCUGCUUCAAGCCCGAGCAGGGCUUUGCGUCGCUGUAUCCGGACGUGAUAGGGGGAAAUUUGGUGCCGGGAAAAGACAACCAGGUGGUGAGAAUGGAUGGUGAGAAAGUGGACGUUCCCAACGCCUUGACCCGCACGGCUUACCACUUGUUUUCUUCCAACGGGCUACCAAAGUGGGCGGAGUACUCGUGCGAAGACUUUGCAAGGGACAAGAGCUUGCUCGGGAGAAUUUACCGCUCCGCGUUGGGGUUAACGGAAGAUACGAAAAACAACGAACAAGACAAAAAAACUUUGGAAAGAAUCUGUGCGCGGGACAUUUUAGCGGAAGGAGUGCUGACCAAAUCGGCCACUAAGAACCCUGACCUGCUCUUCCCGGUGCUGGACAGAAUGGAGAUUGACAAAGGAAAACUGACGAGCGGCUUCGGCAGCACCUCCGCGGAGAAAAGUGACACGACAGCUGACGAAGGUCGAGUGGAUGAAGAAGACGACGAUAUGUUGUAUCAAAUAAAUGUUUAUAUGUUUGGGUCUGCAAGAAAACAUCAAAAACUAAAAUACAUUUGCCAUGCAGUUUUUGCAUAUCCGCACAGGGCUUGGCGAAUUCUGCGACUGCGGAGGCUUCUCCAUACCAAACCAGCAUGAACAUAAUUCACUUCCGUGGACGAGACAAAAAUCGCGUAAUAGCACCUUUUGCUCGCGAAGCAAUUCAGAUGAACUCUACCUGUUCCAGAAAUCAUUUCCACAACACUUCCAGACCCAGACAUCUUUGCAUGGGACAUGUUGGGUACUGAAACAAGGUCUCCUUGCUCUGGGACGACGAGUACUAGAAGUAGUAGCUCCAGCGCGACUAUGCACUUCAAAAGCAUCGCGCAACUAGUACACGACAUCGAAUUACGAAUUUCCUCGAACGAAAUUGCAACUUGAACUUGUGAUGCUAGAUAGGGUAGAAAAGUCAAUCACAAUCUGUGGCUGUGAAGAUGCUGCAGGACUGCAAUUACCUGGGACGAGCGCGAUACUUUUGCGGAGGAUAGCGACGUCCUUAGCGGAGACUUCGCGAUGGCACUUGAAGUUGCGUGUGCAAUCUCUGCAGGACGCAAUUUGGUGGCGCAGCGAUGUUCUGGCCGGCGGUAAAAAUGACCACAGUAGUGAACAUCGUGGACAUGUUUGA
Molecule: messenger RNA, 7370 nt
Organism: Amoebophrya sp. A120
Lineage: Eukaryota; Dinophyceae; Syndiniales; Amoebophryaceae
Source: the annotation of a GenBank genome assembly